Emiliania huxleyi CCMP1516 is the source of this 1164-nucleotide messenger RNA. RefSeq lists its product as hypothetical. The record is from RefSeq and is a predicted model, not a curated record. The transcript is spliced from 5 exons. The coding region runs from base 1 to 1164 and encodes 387 amino acids. NCBI's taxonomy places the organism in Eukaryota, Haptophyta, Isochrysidales, Noelaerhabdaceae.
AUGCGCCGCACACCGAAUCGUGAUGCGUCGCCGCCGGGAGAGCAUCUGCCGCUUGUGCAUGGCAGCAGCGCCAAGCCUGCCGUGGCGCGAGAGUCGCUCUGGUACCACUCGUCGUUCCUCAUCAUGGCCGAGGCGAUGGGAAUGGGCGUGCUCGGCAUCCCGCACGCCACCGCCCAGAUCGGGUGGGGUCUCACUGCGUGCGUCGCUUUUGGACUCGUCUCGACUUACUCGUCGCUGCUGCUCGGGCGGAAGGGAGCACUGUCUCACCCCUCCGAGUCGGACGGCGGCAGGCAGUCGAUCCUCCCCUUCUUCCUGCUCGCGUGCGCCGAGUCGGCGCGCACCUUCGCCCCGUGGGCGCUUCUCGACACGCCCACCUGGCCGCGCCUCGGAACCUUCUCGGAACCGUCGUGGACCCGGCUCGCACCAGCCUUCUCGGGCACUCCUCUAGGCUGCUCCUCGUGGCUCUGCUUCUGCUGCCUCCUCUCCAGCUGCGCACACUGCACCAGGCACAGCGUGUGGCUCCCCUCGGGCGCCGCCUCCCUCGACUCGUUCGGCGCGGUCUCCGCGUUCGUGUUCGCGUACCAGUGCCACUCGGUGCUCCUCGAGAUCAUGCGCGAGAUGCGCGAGCCGCGCUCUUUCCCCGCCGCGGCGCGUGCUGCGUACGGCGUCAUGGGCCUCGUCUACACGUGCACCUGCGUGCUCGCCUACGGGGCGUACGGCAGCGAGGUGGCCGGCUUCCUGCCCGAGUCGAUGCCACCGGGGCACGCCAAGCGCCUGGUCGGCCUCGCUGCUCUCUCCUCCGCUCCCGGGACACCGCCGAGCCUGAGUCGACCCGAUGCCGAGGUCAGCGGCGUGCUGCUCCUCAGCAUCGUCCUCGCGACAGCGGUCCCGUUCUUCUCCGACCUCCAGUCCCUGCUCGGAUCGCUCGCCGGCGCGCCGAUGAUGUUUGGCUUCCCCGCGCUCUUCUACCUCCGCGCCUGCCGCGCGCACGGCUUGGCGCUCUCCUGGUUCGACGCGGCGGCGUGCCACUUCCUGCUCUACCUGCUCACGCCGACCCUCGUCGUGCUUGGCACGCUCAGCUCGAUGCGCUCCAUCGCGCACAGCUGGGAGGUGGCGCUCGCCGCAGACGCCGCGGCGCAAGCCCAGCCGGCUUACUUGAGGUAG